Messenger RNA from Gavialis gangeticus (Gharial), 4703 nucleotides. RefSeq names its product interleukin 12 receptor subunit beta 2 (gene IL12RB2). Gene Ontology annotation, cellular component: signaling receptor complex; external side of plasma membrane. Gene Ontology annotation, molecular function: cytokine receptor activity; cytokine binding. The transcript is spliced from 17 exons. The record is from RefSeq and is a predicted model, not a curated record. Gene Ontology annotation, biological process: cytokine-mediated signaling pathway. NCBI's taxonomy places the organism in Eukaryota, Metazoa, Chordata, Crocodylia, Gavialidae. Bases 388 to 2904 code for a protein of 838 amino acids.
AGUAAUACUAUCACAUCCCUCAGUGCGCACCAGUACUACUCUCAGCCCCUUCUCACUGUCCCACCAAGGACUUUUUGGCUAGUGGAUCAAUGCAUAGUUUACUCACUGAGUACUCUGUCCUUAUUCUGCAUUUAACCUGUCCCCUGACUUGUGUUCCCUCAGGGAUGGAUUAAUGAGUUUAAUCCUUUAGCACACAAAGUUCUACAGUUCCAUUACUGGGAGUGCCCACGUCUUCGGCGUUCAGCAAGAUUUUAGCCUUGUACAACUGGAAGGAACUGGGAAAUUUACUCUUAAAUCUUCAGUUAUGAACAACCCUCUGUAGAUGCACAGGACACAUAAUGGAUAAAAGGGAAAAGACAUUCAUUUCACUUUAGAGAGAGAGAAAAGAUGUUCUUCAAAUGGAUUGUGCACUUAGCAGUUUGGUUCUUGGUGCAGGCAGUAACAGAAAAAUGCCAGAAAGCACAUAUGUCUUCAAACACUGCUUCUCAAGUCUCCUAUGGAUCUAAUAUCACCCUCUCAUGCCGGCUAACGCAACAGGAGCGAUGCAACAAGAUAGCCAUAUUCCAUAAUGGCUCUGACAUAAAAAGCAUUCAUGGCACUGAAAUAAGCACUGACAUUUCAGUUCUUGACUAUGGCAGACUUGUGUUUACUUGCAAAUUAUUAUGCGAGAACACAAAAAAGCUCAUUUGUGGAAUUGAUAUAGAAUCUGGAAAUCCUCCAGAUCAGCCAACAAAUGUAUCCUGUAUUCAGUUUGGAGAAGAUGGCAAUCCAACUUGCAGAUGGGAUAAAGGAAGAUUUACCCACAUAAACACUACAUACAUGCUGCAGCUGUCAAAUGGAAUGGAUAUCUUCAGUUUUUCAGAAAAGAAUGUGAAUAAUAAAUAUGGCUUACUGGAUCUGAGAAAAAAGCUGAAUUUUGAAUCCAGUUACACAGCUGUGGUUGCUGCUUCAAAUGGGCUGGGAAGUGCUUUUUCAAAGCCACUCACAUUCAUGUUAAUAGACAUAGUGAAACCUCACCCCCCAACAGAUGUUAUAGUGAAAUUUGACAAUAAUUCUGCAACAAAUUGCACCAUUGUGUGGCAGGAUCAACAAUCGACACAACACUUUAGACUGAGAUAUCGACAAGUUACCAGCCAGCAGUGGACUAUGGUUAACUGGUUAAGUACUAGAAGAUACAGCUUGCAAGAUCUGAAGCCAUAUACAGAGUACGAAUUUCAGGUUAGCUGCAGGUUUCAUCCCAGCCGUGGAAUAUGGAGUGACUGGAGUACAUUUCAAACACAGACUUCGGAAGCUGAGCCAGUUGGGCUGUUAGAUGUGUGGUACAUAAUGCAGGAUACAGAUUCCCAAAGACAAACUGUUACUCUCUAUUGGAAGGCUUUAAAUGAAUCAAAAGCAAGAGGAAAAAUCCUGCAUUACAGUGUGACCUUUCAAGAAAACAGCCACAAAAGUCCUAAAGCAGCAGAAGUGAACACUACCACACAAACUCACUAUAUUAAGGUUAUCCCCAAGAUGAACUAUCACAUAACGGUCUGUGCUCAUAACUCAAGAGGAAUCUUUCCUCCUACAUCCAUUGAUACUCAUCUGAAUGUUUCAGAUUUACCUCCUCAGAGCGUCUUUGCUACAUCAAAGGGGAACGACAGCAUCUUUGUCACUUGGGAGCCUCCCAGUAAUCCUUCAUCAUUCAUCAAUGGAUACAUAGUGGAAUGGGUAAGAAGUACCAGCUCCAGACGCCAUCUAAACUGGAUAAAGCUUCUGGCAUCUGACUUGUCUACAGUCAUUUCGGAGAACAUAAAGCAUUGUGCAUGCUAUCGCAUCAAUGUAUUUGCACUUUAUAAAAAUAGAGCUGGACAAGUGGCUUCAACCAGGGGAUACUCGAGACAGGAAGCACCGGCAGCUGGACCCCAGGUUUCCGCAACAGUAGAGGCAGACGGCGCUUGGGUUUCAUGGGAUGAAAUCCCUGACCAUCAGCAAAUGGGCUGCAUCACCCAUUACAACAUAUACUUGCAGAACAGAAAUGCAGAAGUGGCCCCCAAGUUGUACAGCAUUCGUCAAGAGAGUUCCAUAGAUUCGUUUUAUAUCAAAAAUUUACAACAAGGUGUGACAUAUAGCUUGUGGAUGACAGCUUCAACACUGGCUGGAGAAGGUCCUAAAGGAAACGAAGAACUGGUUUACCUGGAAAGUACUUCAGAAUGGACUCUUAUUUUCUCCAUUUGUAUCUUCAUUAUCAUCUCAGUCUGCGUGUGCUCUGUGCCGUGUAUUAAGAAAGUAUUAUGCUCCCUCUUUUCCACCUUUGUACCUCAGUGGUACAGCAAAGCCAUUCCAGAUCCAGCUAACUCUUCAUGGGCUAAGAAAUUCACAUCUGUGAACGAUGAACUAAGUUUGUAUCCCAAACCAUUCCUGAGCAAUUUGAGCAGUUUUGAGGAGCCUGAAACUAUAGAAGUAGAGGAGGUCUUUAUAAAAAGAGAAUCUCUGGCUUUCCAGGACCAGCUCAUCUUCAACAAUAAAAGCAAUGGAAGUCAAGAUUGGCAAAUUGGUAGCUUUGAGAAGCAGAACUCUGCUAAAAAGAACUCUGAAUGCAAACCUUUGGCAACAAGCAUAGCAGAUGAUGGAGAUAACUAUGGGUGUCAGCUUCCCUACCUGUACAAAAAACUAGCUGCAGAAGAAACGGAACAGAUUCAAACUAUUUCUGAUUAUCUUCCCAAUCCACUUAUAGACACAACGGUGAAUUAUUUGCCUUCAAAUAUAUUAGUGUCCACAGUGGAAUAUAAUGAAGAUAACAGUGAACUUGAAUACAAUUCAAUCUCUGUUUUCCCAACCACCUCUCUUCUGACCCCAGUGUUUUCUGGUGGAGGAAAACUCACAUUGGAUGCAAUAAAAGUGGACUGCAGUUCUUUGAAAGGGUAAGUUGGCAAAGCAUCUCUAAGAUUCUGGCCUCAUUUUGUGCACUUUAGUCAGAUCCACAAAUACCAUAAUGUUAUUUUUAGAGUUAAUUAUGUAACUUAAAUGUAGAGGUGCUAAAUCCAAAAACAUCAAGAAAACUCUGGACUUCUUCGGAAUUGCUUUAAACGCCUUGCUUUGCAACGCUGUUUUGAAGUCUUACAAGAACCUACUCUUCAAGAGCAGUGAUGUGUUCCUACAGAUCUGAAGCUGAGUGUGCCUUACUUUAAGGUACAAGUAUCGUACUCAACUGCCAAGUCAGCUUCACUAAUCACAAGCUUGUUAUGUUGUGUUGCCUCAGACCCAGCCCAGAACGUGGACAGUGUCCAACAUAAAACCCCUGGAAACUGGAAAAAGAUGGGUUAAAUAUUUGUAAGAAAGAAUGAAACAAACUCCGAAAAACCCAACAAGAUGGUUUUAAUCAAGCAUUACCAGUCCAAGAAACAGAGUGAAGUUUACAUUAAAUAUUUACAUUUAGCAUUAAUACUGAUUUUAUAAUCUUGUGUCCUUGUAUCCAGUUUGUGAGAUGGUCUGUCACUAGAUAUAAAGGAAUAUAUCACAAGCUACUGUGUAAUUUAAAUACUCUUGUCCUGUGCUCUAUGCCUGUACUACUUGUUUUAGAUAUAUUCCUUUGGUGUUCAAUAAUAUUUGUACAAUUCAUAAUAUGGCAAAAGAAUAAGUAGAAUCAUGCAAGAAUACAGCUGGAAGGGAUUUCAGAUGGCUCAAGGCAGAAUCUGCCCCAUAUCUAAACCACCCCACAUAGGAGUUGUACUUGUACUUAAACACUUACAGCAGCCCAGUCCCCAGAGAUAAUUUGUUUUGGUGCUUCAACAACCCCAUAGAUAGUUCUACUUAACAUCCAACCUACAUUUUCCUCGUUACAAUUUAAGAAUAUUACCUCUUGCCCUGCCUCCUGUAUACACAGUAUGUAAUACAAAGUGGGUAGUAAUGUAACAAGCCAUUUUGUAUUUGAAGAUUUAUUUUAUCUCCCAUCCUUUCCUUCUCCAGAUUGAAGUGCCAAGUCUUUCACCUUUCCUUGUGUCAUGUUUACUAGACCUCUAAUAAUUUUUGUUGCUCUCCUUAAAGAACAUAAUAAAUGCCACAAAGUGUCAUACCGCAAGUCCAUCUAUCCCAGUAGCCUGUACCUCAGUGACAGACAAUGGAUCCCUAAGGGAAAAAGGUAUUUAUGCAGGACCUAGCCAAACUAAUCUCUACUCUGCCUCUCUUCUCCUACAGCUUCCAGGGGCCUAGAGUCCUAAGCUGGAGGUUACACCAUUAUCAGAUUUAAUACCCUCUGGUGGACAUUUCCUGCAUGAAUUUGGCCAAAAUUAGCCUUUCCAAAACCUUGUGCCAAUGAGUUCCACAAGUUAAUCCUACCCUGCAUGAAAAAUAAGAGGAAAAAAACACUUCCUUUUGCUUAUUUUAAAUCUGCUAAGAGUCCUCUGGACUCCUUCCAGGUUUACAAACAUUUUUUUCCAAUGAUUCCUUCAGCCAAUGCAAGGCAUCGCGGGGAAAAGCAGUAAGAGCUUGGCAUAAAAUCUUUCUGGACCACUGUAUGGCAGCAGCAUGUGGGAGGGGGAAUUCAGACCAUCCUCUUUGGAUCAGCCCUUUCAGCAGAAAUAGGGGCCAUAGAAACCCUUCCCAUACUGUAAAUGUCCCUGUGGGGCAGAGGGGGAGGCAGAGAAGUGAGCAGAAAGCAGCAGGGGAGUGAGUGCUAAUUAAAAUCUAAUUAAAUUCAUUGCCUUUGAGGGGGUUGUAGUGAUACC